Alnus glutinosa is the source of this 996-nucleotide messenger RNA. Its product is annotated as transcription factor bHLH117. Gene Ontology annotation, molecular function: protein dimerization activity; DNA-binding transcription factor activity. The record is from RefSeq and is a predicted model, not a curated record. Gene Ontology annotation, biological process: regulation of DNA-templated transcription. The transcript has a single exon. NCBI's taxonomy places the organism in Eukaryota, Viridiplantae, Streptophyta, Magnoliopsida, Fagales, Betulaceae. The coding region runs from base 1 to 996 and encodes 331 amino acids.
AUGAAGAGGGAUUCUGAUACGAGUUUCGCCGGCGGCGAGAGCGCCGAUGAGUGUAGCAUCGACUCGAUGUUCUCCGGCGUGAGCCUUCAGUCAUUACUGACCGAGAAAGCCCUAAUGCCGUUAUACGGCGACUACGUAGUCGGAGAACCCCCACUUGGUUUUCCGGCCAACUCCACGAGUACGACGAUGACGACGUCGUUUCCAUUCACCUUCUUCAGCGAGGAUUUUCCUGCUCUGAAGUACCGCAACCAACUCGCUCAAAACUCCGACGAGGGCCCCCGACUCGGACCCCUCAACUCGGGAGAAGACUCAGCGAAAUACAAGCCCAACCUCAAGCUCCCAAAAGCGGAACCAUUUCACCCCCAUGACGAGUCGAUUCAGACUCAGACUCAGACAUUCAAUUCCUUAACCAACCCAAGCUCUGAUCUCAAACUCUCAUCACAGUUCUUCUACUUACCUCACUUACACUCGCUCGAACAUUCCCAAGGCCAAGCAUAUGUCUCUGCGUCACCCUUCAAACGCGCCCGAGCUGACUCAGUGCCGAGCGACUCCCAAACCCUAGACUCAAUCGUGCAGAGUUGCUACUACCUGAACCGUCCUGUGGUUAUCCCUCAGAGCAAGCUGGCUCGGCGGCGGCGCCAGAAGCUGAGCGAGAAGAUGCAGAGCCUACAGAAGCUAAUGCCUUGGGACACCAAGAUGGACAUGUCCACCAUGCUAGAGGAGGCCCACAAGUACGUCAAGUUCCUCCAGGCCCAGCUCAAGGCCCUCCAGUCCAUGCCUCCCCACUCCACCUGGGCCUUUCCUUCGGCCCAGAACUCAUGCGGCGGCGUUUUCGGCUACCUGGGAAAGCUGACCCGGAACCAGAUCCUCCGGGUGCUGGUCAACUCGCCCGUGACCCAGACGGUUCUCUACUCCCAUGGCUGCUGCGUUUUCUCCGUCGAGCAGCUCAGGGACGUCGCUACUCUGCAGAAGCCGGGAUUCUUCAACAAUCCCUGA